AUGAACGAAAUGAACGAAAUGAAUCAAAACACUAGCGCCUCAGGUAUGACGAGUGGGGUUGACCAGCAUCGUCCGUUUCCCUGUGAUCAAUGCUCAAAGUUGUUUACGCGGAGUGAAAACCUACAGCGGCAUAAGCGUGCACAAAAUCAAAUAUUCAUGCUCUACAAGGUCACGGCGGUGCUUCGCGCAAGAAUUUUCAGUGUAGCAGAUGUCAUGCUCGAUUCUCUCGAAGGUCUUGUUUCUAUUUUCAUACUCGCCAUGCAUUGCAAUAACACUAAUAAUUUUGCAGCGACGUGUAUAAACGACAUGGUGAUCGUUGCCGCGCGACAGGAUCCCCAAUCCAGAUAUCUCAGCCGCAGGUGCCGUGGGAGGGCAAUGGGCGGCGUACCGUCACCUUUGACCACCACCCGCAACCCAACCGAACGUGUUGUGACCGACGAAGCUUUCUGGGAAGAGCAUAGUACAUUUGCUACUGAACUACCCCAGAGCUUUUCCUCUUCCUCGCCGAGGUAUGCUUGCUUGCCUUGA
Molecule: messenger RNA, 528 nt
Organism: Penicillium crustosum
Lineage: Eukaryota; Fungi; Ascomycota; Eurotiomycetes; Eurotiales; Aspergillaceae
Product: C2H2-type zinc finger protein
Exons: 4
Coding region: 1-528 (175 amino acids)
Source: RefSeq, a predicted model, not a curated record